Staurois parvus is the source of this 274-nucleotide messenger RNA. The record is from the annotation of a GenBank genome assembly. NCBI's taxonomy places the organism in Eukaryota, Metazoa, Chordata, Amphibia, Anura, Ranidae.
CAGGGGCGGACUGACAACUCAUGGGGCCCCCGGGCAAUAGGGGAUCAUGGGGCCCCUGUGUCCUUGUCCAAACUGAAAAAAGCCUAUGAAAGGUACCAGGGACAUCUCAUGGGGCCCCCUACUGACCCCAUGCCCUUGGGCAGUGCCCGAGAGCCUGAAUGGUAAGUCUGUCCCUGAUCUCACCCAUAGUGUUUAGCACCAGGAGGACAUAGAGGAGGAGGGAGAGGACAGUCUUUUACCACUGUGUAUACACCCACAUAUGUGACUCUAUAGU